AUGGCCAGCAAAAAACAUUUCACUUUUGCUGGAUUACUGGUUUUGAUUUCAGUACAAUGGAUUUUGUGUGUUCCAGUGGAGGAUGAGCUUCAUGCUAGCUACUGGAACAACAAAGCCAAGCAGUCUCUUCAUGAAGCCAUGCAAAUGCAGCGUAAUGUCCACCGGGCCAAUAACAUGAUCCUCUUUUUAGGGGAUGGUAUGGGAGUACCAACAGUGACGGCUGCGCGUAUUCUCAAAGGUCAGUUGGCAGGACGGUCCGGGGAGGAGAGCAGUCUGUUUAUGGAUGCCUUUCCACACGUGGCACUGUCCAAGACGUACAAUGUGGACCAGCAGAUGCCAGACAGUGCCGGCACAGCCACAGCUUACCUGUGUGGUGUGAAAGCCAACUAUGGUACCUUGGGUCUGUCAGCUGCCGCUCCAAGGGCCAACUGUAGUGCUGCCUACGGUAAUGAAGUAACAUCUGUUCUGCAACGUGCCAAAAAAGCAGGAAAAUCCGUUGGAAUUGUCACAACGACCAGAGUGCAGCACGCUUCCCCCGCAGCAGCCUAUGCCCACGUUCCCGAACGGGGCUGGUACGGUGACACUGAUCUCACUGACGAGGCUGUCGAAAACGGCUGCCGGGACAUUGCUUACCAGCUGGUUCACAACACAGAGAUAGAUGUCAUCCUUGGUGGAGGUCGUCAGUACAUGUAUAACAACACCUUGCAAGAUCCAGAGUAUCCCUCUUCUCAAGGAGGCCGAAAUGAUGGGCGAAAUCUUAUUUCGGAGUGGACGAGCAACAAACAGAAUGCUAAAUAUGUUUGGAACAAAGCAGACUUUGAUAGCGUCAAUCCUGAAAAUACAGACUUUCUUAUGGGUCUGUUUGAACCCAAAGACUGUCGUUACGAGCUAGACCGUGAUCCAUCAAUGGACCCCUCCCUUUCAGAGAUGACAGAAAAAGCAAUUAAGAUUCUGAGCAAGAACCCCAAUGGAUUUUUCCUCUUUGUGGAAGAUAAGGGGAGAAUUGACCAUGCCCAUCAUGGAGGAACGGCUAAAAAAGCUCUCUAUGAAACCGUAGAGUUUGACGAGGCAAUUGGACGGGCAGGUGAACUCACCAGUGAACUCGACACCCUGACUGUGGUCACAGCUGACCACUCUCACGUAUUUGCUUUUGGAGGAUAUUCUCCCAGAGGAAACACCGUCUUUGGAGUGUCUAGUGCAACUGCAACUGACCACAAGCACUUCACCACAGCCGUGUAUGGGAAUGGUCCAGGAUACCAGAUUAAGGACGGAAUUAGACCUGAUAUGAACAAUUCAGUCACAAUGGACAAGGAGUACCGCCAGCAAGCUGCCAUUCCUCUUGAUUCAGAAACCCACGGCAUAGAUGACGUUGCAAUCUUUGCUAAAGGUCCCAUGUCACACCUUUUCCAUGGUGUGCAGGAGCAGAACUAUAUCGCACACGUCUUGGCCUACGCUGCCUGCAUCGAGCCCUACAACACUUGUAGCCUCACUCCAUUCAACCACGCUGCAGCAGCCCACCCAAGUGUGCUCAUGCUUAUGAUGAGUCUCCUUCUUCUUGCCCUCCGCUCCAUCUGAGAUGACA
This is a messenger RNA of Salarias fasciatus (jewelled blenny), 1582 nucleotides long. RefSeq names its product alkaline phosphatase-like. Gene Ontology annotation, molecular function: alkaline phosphatase activity. The record is from RefSeq and is a predicted model, not a curated record. Bases 1 to 1575 code for a protein of 524 amino acids. The transcript has 11 exons. NCBI's taxonomy places the organism in Eukaryota, Metazoa, Chordata, Actinopteri, Blenniiformes, Blenniidae. Gene Ontology annotation, biological process: dephosphorylation. Gene Ontology annotation, cellular component: plasma membrane.